CGCAGGAGUUCUCAGCCCAGCCCUGUUCCUGCAGCUGUCAGCCACCAGAAGGAUGAGGGUCAGCCUGGCCACCCUGGCCUUCCUCCUCACCAUCGCUGCCCUCCACUCUGAGGCCAGUCCAGAACCAGCUGAUAGCCCGACUACCUGCUGUCUCUCCUACAUUUCAAGAAAAAUCCCGCUCUCCUUUGUGAAAGAUUAUGAAAGGACCAGUGAUCUGUGUUCCCAGCCGGGGGUCAUCUUCCUUACUAAAAAGAUGCGAGAAAUCUGUGCCGACCCCAGGGAGGCCUGGGUGGAGAAGUACAUCAGAUACUUGGACAGUCAAAAGUAGCUGGGAGCAGUAGGACCGCCACAGCCCAGGGAAUGUGAGAAGAGGCCACAGGGUCACCUCCCCUCCCCAGCCAAAUCUCUCAGCCCCUGGUGCUCCCUGGAGUUGUCCUGGCCUGAUGGAAAGCCCAUUCUUGCUUUCCUGCGCUCCCCUGCUCUGAAGGAUCCACUGUCUCCUUAAGCUUUGCCAUGAUGAUGCUCUGCCCUGUGGGCCCCAGGACAGCAUCCCUCCUCCCUUUGCAGGCACUCAGGUGCUGAAAUAAAUCUGUGCUGUAGAAAAGGA
Messenger RNA from Vicugna pacos (alpaca), 607 nucleotides. Its product is annotated as regakine-1-like. Gene Ontology annotation, cellular component: extracellular region. Gene Ontology annotation, molecular function: CCR chemokine receptor binding; chemokine activity. Lineage: Eukaryota; Metazoa; Chordata; Mammalia; Artiodactyla; Camelidae. The record is from RefSeq and is a predicted model, not a curated record. Gene Ontology annotation, biological process: positive regulation of GTPase activity; chemokine-mediated signaling pathway; antimicrobial humoral immune response mediated by antimicrobial peptide.